This is a messenger RNA of Oncorhynchus nerka (sockeye salmon), 1269 nucleotides long. Its product is annotated as GATA zinc finger domain-containing protein 14-like. Gene Ontology annotation, molecular function: microtubule motor activity; ATP binding; microtubule binding. The transcript has 4 exons. NCBI's taxonomy places the organism in Eukaryota, Metazoa, Chordata, Actinopteri, Salmoniformes, Salmonidae. The coding region runs from base 1 to 1269 and encodes 422 amino acids. Gene Ontology annotation, biological process: microtubule-based movement. The record is from RefSeq and is a predicted model, not a curated record.
AUGUCGGAGGGGAAUAAGUCGAGGACGGUGGCGGCCACCAAUAUGAAUGAGGAGAGCAGUCGUUCCCACGCCGUUUUCAGCAUCAUCGUCACACAGACACUCUACGACCUGAAGUCUGGGGACAACCUGGGUGGCAACAGUAAGACGUGUAUGAUCGCCACGGUGAGCCCAGCAGCUGAUAACUACGAGGAGACGUUGUCCACGCUGCGUUACGCAGACCGCGCCAAGAGGAUCGUCAACCACGCCGUCGUCAAUGAAGACCCCAACGCACGGAUCAUCAGAGAGCUCCGGGAGGAAGUGGAGAAACUCAGAUCUCUAAAGGCUCCAGAGCUGAAGGAGAGGCUUCAGGAGUCAGAGAAGCUGAUCCAGGAGAUGACCGUUACCUGGGAGCAGAAACUACGCAACACAGAGGAGAUUGCUACGGAGCGUCAGCAGCAGUUAGAGAGUAUGGGGAUCUCCCUGGAGACGUCUGGGAUCAAAGUUGGAGAUGACAAGUGCUUCCUGGUCAACCUGAACGCAGACCCCGCCCUCAAUGAGCUGCUGGUCUACUACCUAAAGGUACACAACACCAACCGCAACACCAACCGCAACACCAACCGCAACACCAACCGCAACACCAACCGCAACACCAACCGCAACACCAACCGCAACACCAACCACAACACCAACCACAACACCAACCACAACACCAACCACAACACCAAUCACAACACCAACCACAAUCACAACACCAACCACAAUCACAACACCAACCACAAUCACUACACCAACCACAAUCACUACACCAACCACAAUCACUACACCAACCACAAUCACAACCACAACACCAACCACAACACCAACCACAACACCAACCACAACACCAACCACAAUCACAACCACAACACCAACCACAACACCAACCACAACACCAACCACAACACCAACCACAACACCAACCACAACACCAACACCAACCACAACACCAACCACAAUCACAACACCAACCACAAUCACAACACCAACCACAAUCACAACACCAACCACAACCACAACACCAACCACAAUCACAACACCAACCACAAUCACAACACCAACCACAAUCACAACACCAACCACAAUCACAACACCAACCACAAUCACAACCACAAUCACAACCACAACACCAACCACAAUCACUACAACCACAAUCACUACAAACCACAAUCACUACACCAACCACAAUCACAACCACAACACCAACCACAACACCAACCACAACACCAACCACAACACCAACCACAACACUAA